Molecule: messenger RNA, 1616 nt
Organism: Chelonoidis abingdonii (Abingdon island giant tortoise)
Lineage: Eukaryota; Metazoa; Chordata; Testudines; Testudinidae
Gene: TMEM161A
Product: transmembrane protein 161A
Source: RefSeq, a predicted model, not a curated record
CCUCUCCCAAAGGAUGCCCUAUCAUUGGCUAAGACGCUGGCAGUCACCUGAAGAACGGCCUGUGAUUGGUUGUGGGAGGGCUGGAGUUCCAUGCGCUAAGUAGCAGCUGGCUUUGUGCGUGCGCUUCGGCCCCGGCAUGGCUGUGAUGGGGGUGCAGCUGGUGGUGAGCCUGCUUACGGCCAGCAUCAUGCAGAAGAUGUCCCCGCACUGCUCCUUCGCUCGCUGGCUGCUCUGCAACGGCAGCCUGUAUCGCUACAAGCACCCUUCGGAGGAGGAGUUGUGCACCCUGGCUGGGAAGCAGAAGCCCAAGGCCAAGCGAGACCGGAGGCUGAAUGGGGUCGCAGAGGAUAAGCCCCUGUCAGUGCCCAAGGACAUCAACCUGCACUUGGAGACCACCCCAGUAACCACAGUGGAUGCUCUUGUGCUGCGCUAUUUCCUGGAGUACCAGUGGUUCGUGGAUUUUGCCGUCUACUCUACCCUCGUCUAUCUUUUCACUGAAGGCUACUACUGUCUGGUGGACCCUCAGAAGGAGAUGAAUGUUGGCAUCCUGUGGUGCCUGCUUACGGUCAUCUUCUCCUUCAAGAUCUUCUUCAUGGUGAUGCACCAUUACUUCCGCUCAGAGGAGGGGGGCGAGCGCUCUGUCUGCCUCACCUUCGCCGCCUUCUUCCUCCUCAUCGCCAUGGUGGCGCUUGUCGUGCGGGAGGACUACUUGGAGUUCGGCCUCGACUCGGGGCUUGCCAAUGUCAGUGAUAACCUGGAGAUUUUCUUAAAGCAGCGAGGAUGGGAAUGGACAGUUCCCAUCACCAAACUGACCUUCAAGCUGGGGCUGGUGGCCCUUUGUUCGUUCAUUGGCGCGUGUCUGACGUUCCCGGGGUUGCGACUGGCGCAGACUCACCUGGACGCUCUGAAGAUGGCUGCGGACAGGCCAAUGACCCAGAUCCUGCUCCAUGCGAGUUUCCUGGCACCCCUGGUCGUGGUGCUCAUGUGGAUCAAGCCCAUUUCCCGGGACUUGCUGCUUCAUGCACCCAUGGGGAAGCAAACGGUCCAGAUCAUGUCGGACUCUGCCUACAACUCUACGCGCCUCUGGACCAUUGUCGCCCUCUGCCUGCUGCGCCUGGCCAUGACGCGCCACCACCUGCAGGCCUACCUCCAGCUGGCGGAGCGCUGGGUGGAGCAGAUGAAGAGGGAAGCUGGGCGCAUCACCGCCCUGGAGAUCCAGCGCAAGGUCGCAAGGAUUUACUGCUACGUCACCGUGGUCAGCCUGCAGUACCUGGGCCCCAUCAUCCUCACACUGCACUGCACGCUGCUUCUCAAAUCUCUGGGUGACUACUCGUGGGGCCUGUUCCCCGAGCCCACACCCAUCUCCCUGGUGGUGGGCGCUGCACCGUCCCGUCCCGCUGUUCCCUCAGCUGAGGAGGGAGGAGAGGACAUGCAGGCCACAGUGGCGCAGAUCACGGGCGUGCUGGGCGCCAUCCUUUCCCCGCUUUUCUACCGCGGACUCUUUGCCUUCCUGACCUGGUGGGUGGCCGUUUGCCAAGUGAUCACCAGCCUCUUUGGCCUCUACUUCCACCAGUACCUGGCAGCCUCCUAACCACAGCUGCAGCAGGACCCGGGCG